This is a messenger RNA of Micromonas pusilla CCMP1545, 577 nucleotides long. RefSeq lists its product as uncharacterized. Gene Ontology annotation, molecular function: transcription coregulator activity. The record is from RefSeq and is a predicted model, not a curated record. The coding region runs from base 64 to 510 and encodes 148 amino acids. Gene Ontology annotation, cellular component: mediator complex. The transcript has a single exon. Gene Ontology annotation, biological process: regulation of transcription by RNA polymerase II. NCBI's taxonomy places the organism in Eukaryota, Viridiplantae, Chlorophyta, Mamiellophyceae, Mamiellales, Mamiellaceae.
CCGGGACGCGCUGACCCCGGGACCGCGCGCGCGUCCACCCGAAUCCCCCCCCGCGCGCGAGCCAUGGCCGCGACGCCGGUCGGAAAGGCCGUCGAGGACGUCCUCGCGGUCGUCACGCGCGCGGAGGCGAUCUUAGCAUCCGGGCCGCCCUCGGAGGACGCGCUCGUGGACGAGAUCGACGCGCUCGUGAAGGCGCUGCCGAGGCUGAGAGAAGCCGCGAAGGAGACGACGGCGAAGGACGACGUCAGCGCGACGUUCCCGAUCGGGGUGCUGCAGCACGUGGACGAGGGGAAGGACCCGGUGCGGUUCGUCGUGGACGGGCUCCUCGCGGUCGGGGAAGCGAACGACGCGUGCAAGGGCAAGGUGAACGUCUUCGACGCGUUUCACAGAGCCCUGGAGGAGGAGAUGUCGAAGCCGAGGACGCCGCCGGGCGGCGAGGACGCGAGCGCGAAGGAGGAGGAGCCCGCGCCGUCGCCGAAGCGAGCGAAGCGGUCGCCGAAGAAGAAGUAGGCGGUCGAUCGGUCGACCGCGAUAGAUAGCUACGAUAGCAGAAGACGUGAUUUAUUUAGGGUACGAC